Messenger RNA from Cydia fagiglandana, 1814 nucleotides. Its product is annotated as lachesin-like. Gene Ontology annotation, cellular component: neuron projection membrane. NCBI's taxonomy places the organism in Eukaryota, Metazoa, Arthropoda, Insecta, Lepidoptera, Tortricidae. Bases 59 to 958 code for a protein of 299 amino acids. The transcript has 6 exons. The record is from RefSeq and is a predicted model, not a curated record. Gene Ontology annotation, biological process: synapse organization.
GGAUCAACACCGGCUAGACAGAUGAAGUCUAUGGCCCCUCAGUGUUGGGGCUGACACCAUGACGCCGGCUGGGCUCCUGGUCUUCAGCUCGUUGCUUACGAGGACGCUCUGUGUCAUCGCGCCGCAGAUACCAGACUUCAGCACGGGCGAAAAGAGGAUCAACGGGCCGUUCUGGCAUGAGGUCAUCACGGAGCUGUACGAGGACCCCGAAGAGGACGUGCCGACUACGACGACGGAGCCUCUCCCCAUCUUCGAGGACGACGCGACCACUAACAACGUGACGGCGCAGCUCGGCAGUCGAGUGCACUUGCACUGCAGAGUACAUGACUUGGGGGAGAAAACUAUAUCAUGGGUGAAACGUCGCGACGAAGAGCUCCACCUGCUUUCCUUCGGCCGCCACACGUACUCUGCGGACUCACGGUAUUCGCUCGCCUUCGAGCACCCGAACGAUUGGCGCUUGCUCAUUCAGUACGUGAGCGAGCGGGACGAGGGAUUCUACGAGUGCCAGAUCUCGACGCAUCCGCCGCUGGUGCGAAGAGUGCACUUGUCUGUCGUCGUACCGAAAGUGGAGAUAAUCGACGAGCGAGGCCGUCCGCUUCAAGACAAGUUCUACAAAGAGGGUUCCAUCAUAGAGCUCCGGUGUGUCGUGAGCGAGGUCCCGCAGCCCACCAGGCAGGUCAACUGGAAGCAUGGCGCCAGGCUGCUUAACUACGACACAAAGAGAGGAGGCAUCAGCGUGAAAACCGAGGCGACAGCCAACGGGGCGCUAUCGCGGCUGUACAUCGCCAACGCCAACCGGCACGACUCCGGCAACUACAGCUGCUCGCUCGCCGACGUCGCCGCUUCAGCCGUCUCCGUGCAUGUACUCAGAGGCGAGAACCCUCUCGCGAUGCAGCGCGGCGGCUCUGUGGCAUUCUCGCAUCCAUCGCUGACUCUGCUUGCGGCGCUCGCCAGCUGACACAUGGCCGGCGCGUGGUGGACGCGCGCCAUGUGAAUUUACACGUCUCUGAUUAUCGCUAGGACUUAUCGUGGUUCAUGGUUGGAAUUAAUUUGAUUUAAUUUUUUAGUGAUUGCUGUUGUAAAAGAGGUUUGUCAAUGUGGUGUGGUAAAACCACCGCGGCUCAUAGUAAGCGAAAUCUUGGAGUAUAUCAAUAACUCCUCAAUAUACGAAAGCAAUUGACAAUUUUGCGAUUCUAGGAUUUUUACAUAUUUAUGAUAAAAAUAGCAAUAUUUACCUUUAUAAAUUGUAAUAGAUGUCAUACACUAAAGAAAAAGUGGCCAAGUCCAUUACAUCAUGGUCAAAUUAAACGACAUAAAAAAUUGCAUAUAAAAACUAACCAAUGUACAUCUACUUCUGAACUAUAUUUUUUAUGAACUGGAGUCCUUUAAUAUGUAUAGAGUUCUAUUAUGUAAAACUUGCAAAAUUAAUUCCAUUCAUGUACCGUUUUCUUGUAAAUUAUCUUCUAAAUAAUUAUAUUACCUAGUGUAAGAGAACCAUGUUCGUUCAAUAAUUUAUGUAUAUGAAAUUCAUCGAAAAUACUAUUUAUGGUUGAUUGAAAUUUUGGAAUUAUUUGCACUAAGAAUAAAUUCUGAAUUAAAAGAUUACUAAAGUUCAUUACACUGUCACCAUGUAUUCGCAUAAAAAUUCAAAUGUCAUCGCCAAAAACGAUAGAUAUUUGUACGUGAUUUAAUCUACCUAGCCCAACCCUGGAUUCCCUUCUUUUGUUUAUACCGGGUGUGGCCUGUAAUAUGAGCAAAAAAUUUAACUGUAGGCUGUACUCCUCAUAAUGAUCAACAUUUGUUCAGCGACUUUA